UGUCUGAUACGCCAAGAACGUCGUCAUGCCGCCAAGUGGAAAAGCUGCUAAGAAAGCUGGCAAAGCCAGGCCCGCUGGAGACAAGAAGCGCGGAAGGAGGAGAAAGAGAAGGGAAACCUUCGGUGUCUACAUCUACAAGGUGCUGAAGCAGGUGCACCCCGACACCGGUGUCUCCAGCAAGGCCAUGGGCAUCAUGAACUCCUUCGUCAACGACAUUUUCGAGCGCAUCGCCGCCGAGGCUUCUCGUCUGGCUCACUACAACAAGCGCUCUACCAUCAGCAGCCGCGAGAUCCAGACCGCCGUGCGACUCCUGCUACCGGGCGAGCUGGCCAAGCACGCCGUCAGCGAGGGCACCAAGGCCGUCACCAAGUACACCAGCUCCAAGUAGACCUACGGCACAAGCUAUAACCCCGGCCUUUUUCAAGGCCACCCACAUCCUCACAAAAGAGCUAUACCAGUCACGCUUUCCAUGACCCAACACACGCACACAAAUCACUAACCUGUGACCGCAGGUACUAUUGCACCAUUUCCGGUAAAAUAACACACCAACUAGAAGUCACACCAACUACCCGUCUAUACAUCAACAGAAGGAAAACAAAGGAAGGAUAUCAUUAUGACGCAAUAAAUUUCGAACACAAUUGCAAUGACAUAUGUACGUCCCUUUUGACGUUCUUUAGAACAAUGCCCGGAUCGCACGGCGUUGUCUUUCUCUGCAACGUAAACAGACAAUGCCUCAGGUUUACGUGUAGCCAAACUUUUGGGUGCAAUUUGGGUAGCUUUACUUUACUUUUGUCGAUGAAUCGAAAUCCCCGAUGGCGAACAAAGUAUGAUUUGGGUCAUCAGGUCGCAUUACACCAAAAGCGAACAUAGAAGGCAUGAUUUGGGUCAUCAGGUCACAAGGCCGUCUUACCAUUUGCGCGGACUAAUUCACCGUCUUCUCCCAAACCGCAAAAUUCAACACAACACAACAAACAUCGCCAUCCAAAUUAAAACGGACAUAGUCUUACAACAUUUACAACAAUUGCGCACUCCAUCACAUACAAUCAACAAUCUAGUACACCCCACAACAACACGAACUACUUCGUGCCCGAACUACAUAUGUCAUCCAGCUAGAACAUUACGUUACACGGUCAGUUUAUUAGAAGAAAA
Molecule: messenger RNA, 1149 nt
Organism: Branchiostoma floridae (Florida lancelet)
Lineage: Eukaryota; Metazoa; Chordata; Leptocardii; Amphioxiformes; Branchiostomatidae
Product: histone H2B-like
Exons: 1
Coding region: 26-388 (120 amino acids)
Biological process (GO): nucleosome assembly
Cellular component (GO): nucleosome
Molecular function (GO): structural constituent of chromatin; protein heterodimerization activity; DNA binding
Source: RefSeq, a predicted model, not a curated record